This is a messenger RNA of Limulus polyphemus (Atlantic horseshoe crab), 3004 nucleotides long. Its product is annotated as copper-transporting ATPase 1-like. The transcript has 6 exons. The annotation marks the transcript as partial. Gene Ontology annotation, molecular function: ATP hydrolysis activity; transporter activity; ATP binding. NCBI's taxonomy places the organism in Eukaryota, Metazoa, Arthropoda, Merostomata, Xiphosura, Limulidae. Gene Ontology annotation, cellular component: membrane. The record is from RefSeq and is a predicted model, not a curated record.
AGCCAGCCUACAACAGUAAAGGACAAAAAAGUGAGAGCUACUCCGUGCUAAUUGGAAACAGAGAGUGGAUGCACAGGAAUGGUUUGAGCGUAAAUGAAGAAAUAGACUCAAUUAUGAAGGAACAUGAAAACAAAGGGCAAACAGCAGUGGUAGUUGCCAUUGAUGGUGCCAUUGUCUGUGUAAUGGCUGUAGCUGAUACUGUGAAACCAGAAGCCCAUCUUGCUGUGUACACGCUGAAAAAGAUGGGACUGGAUGUGAUUCUACUGACAGGUGACAACAAAAAGACUGCUGCUGCUAUAGCCAGACAAGUCGGCAUCACUCGAGUGUUUGCAGAAGUCCUUCCAUCCCACAAGGUGAUGAAAGUGGAACAGUUACAGAAAAAGGGUAUCAAAGUAGCCAUGGUUGGGGAUGGAGUUAAUGAUUCUCCGGCUUUAGCUAAAGCUAACGUAGGAAUUGCUAUUGCUAAUGGAACUGAUGUAGCUGUGGAAGCUGCUGAUGUUGUUCUCAUCAGGAAUGAUUUACUGGAUGUUGUUGGAGCAAUCGACUUAUCUCACAGAACAGUCCAUCGUAUUCGUCUGAACUUUCUUUUUGCAAGCAUUUAUAACCUUCUUGGAAUUCCUAUUGCUGCAGGUGUUUUUAUGCCAUUUGGGCUUGUACUUAAACCUUGGAUGGGAUCGGCUGCAAUGGCUGCAUCCUCAGUGUCUGUAGUGUGCUCCUCUUUGCUUUUAAAACUCUAUCGUAAGCCAACAAGACAAAGUCUUCAGACCUUUGAAUACCAAGAAAUACUAAAAAAAUCACAGCUGUAUUCAUCUGAAUGGGAUGACAUAUCAAUCCAUCGAGGCCUUGAUGACAUUGAAAUUCCCGAACUUAAAGGCUCUGUGCUAAGUUAUAAUCUUAGUCGAGUAUUAAACAUUGUACAGGGAGGUAAGCAGACAUCUAAAAAUGGGCACUUGUUAAGUGAUGAUGAUGAAAAUAUGGAGCUCUCUCCUCUUAAUUGCUAAAAAUGUACAUGUAAUAGCUAUUUAAGAGUGUUUAAGUUCAAAGUUCAGCCUAAUGAAAUAUUGUAUUUCAUUGUUCGUCUACCAUCGGUAAGGGGAUGUAAUAUGAAUUGGAUAGAAGUGUAGAGGAAUAAGAUUUUCUUCAUCUGAUGAAAAUGUUAUUUAAACAAACUAAAAGCUACUAUAGAUGUAGGAUAUUUCAGUUUUUGUAAUGAUAUAUUGUGUGAAAUAAGUAUCGUAUGAUGAAAAUAUAUCCUACUAAUUUAUAUAAAGAGAUGAUUCUUUCUUGUCACACAAAACCAAAACUUAAUUGAAAAAAUAGGCAUGUAAUUUGUAUUUAUAUAAAUAUAAUGAAAGUAAUUUUGGAAGAAUGAAAUACCUGAAGAGAUUCUGUAAUACAACCAAUCAGGGGAUAGAACUCCUCUUAUUGUAGAAGUAAGUUAAAUGUGCGGAUGUACAUUAAAGGAUACCAGAUUAGUAUCCUGUUUCUCACACAGAUAUUUGGCUGUAUUGAUUGUCAUGAAAACUAGUCAGUUCCAAAAUAUUGUUUUCAGUUUUGUGACUAAACUCCUAAACGGUUGCGUUUCCACAACAAUUUCAUUUAAACAUUUUAUUUUCGUUGUGUAAGUUUUGCUUAACUUGUUUUGAUAUUCUUGUUUACUAUUAAACAUUUUAUUAAAUAAUUAAUUUAUAACUAGAAAAAACAAGUUUACUUAUUGGUACCUCAUGUUGAGGGCUACUCUAAAAUACAACACAGUAGUAAUUAAAGUGCUGUUACAGAGCUUAUUUUGUUCAGUUAUGGCACACGGCUCGUUCCAAUUAGAUGUUUGAAACGUGUAUUGAUUCAGGCUAGAAAUAUAAAAAGAUGGAAAGGAAUAGAAUGCAUGUCUUACAUGUAGUUACAUUUUUUAAUAUGGUUUAAACUGCGUUUUCACUUACAGAGUAGCUCCUGGUUAACAAAGCUUGCAAUCAUAUUAAGCCUCCUUAUAUUACCCCCUCAGUGAUGAAACUAAGAUUGAUACUAGCCAUACUGUUCUGAUACUAAGCAGCUGUUUAACCUGCCAAUUGACAAAAUUCAUAAUUAUUCUACAAUGCCUUUAGGUUAAAAAUGCUUAUAGCUUACAAGGUCACGCUGUUAUCGUCUGAUUGGCAGUGUUAACAAUAUCACUAAACUACAAUUUUAUCACUUGUAGAUUAACAAUACUUAUAGUUUACCAGGUCACAUUGUUAUCCUCUGGCUGGCAAUGCUAACAAUGCCACUAAGCCACACUUUUAUCACCUCUAGGUUAACAAAGUUAAUUGUUCUGAACCUCACUGAAUGUUUAUUUGUUUAAAAACAACAGCAUAGAGAACUGUUAAAAACUUGCUAUAAUGAUUUAUGACUGGACAAAUGUACUUAUAUUGGUCAGAGAAUAAUCUUUAUAUAAAAGUAUUUAACAUCUGUACUGUUACCUACAGUUUUUAACAAAACCUAGACAGUUAUACCGAGUUAGUUGUUUUAUGAACGUUCAGCUAGACAACUGUGACCUAUUAAGCUUUUUACUAUUCUUCUUGUAGAAUGUGUACAGAAAGUGUCAUCUUCAUUUGAAUUCUCAAAAUGAGAAAGUCCAUACAUUAGAAUUAUAUUUAUCUAACAAAACUAUUUGUAGCAAUCACUAGUUCUUGAAGAUGUUUCUUUUCCAAAUAACAUACAAGUAUUAUUGUACACUAACUUAUUCCAACAUUCCUGCUGAGCACAGUAGAUAACCUAUGUUAAAUAUAAUACAUGAUAUUUAUGUGCUUUAGUUACCAAUUUGAUUCUAAGGGUAAUUUCUGUAUUUUUAUUAGAGAUUCUAGGCAAUCAGACUAUUGACUGUUAAAUGUAUGAUAAAGCAUAUAUUAAGUUUGAUCUUCUACAGAGAAGAGUUAAAACAAGUAAAAACAUCACUAAAAACAAGCUAAAACAAGUAAAAACAUCACCAAACAUCACUAAAAACAAGCUAAAACAAGUAAAAACAUCACCAAAC